Perca flavescens (yellow perch) is the source of this 4821-nucleotide messenger RNA. Its product is annotated as bromo adjacent homology domain-containing 1 protein. NCBI's taxonomy places the organism in Eukaryota, Metazoa, Chordata, Actinopteri, Perciformes, Percidae. The coding region runs from base 52 to 2697 and encodes 881 amino acids. Gene Ontology annotation, cellular component: chromatin silencing complex. Gene Ontology annotation, molecular function: chromatin binding; transcription cis-regulatory region binding. The record is from RefSeq and is a predicted model, not a curated record. The transcript is spliced from 7 exons. Gene Ontology annotation, biological process: heterochromatin formation; negative regulation of DNA-templated transcription.
AACAGCCACCGUGUCGGUAAUAAGGAAUCCGGCCCCGCGGAGAAGCAUGUGAUGACUCAAGCAAGGCAGAAGGGUUCCCUCAAGCAGAACGACGGCAGCGCUGAGUCGUGGGACAGCUCUCCUCUUUGGCCACAUGGUGGCACUAUGGGCGACGCCUGGCCUGAGCGCUCACUUCGAUUCGGGAGGACAAAGAAGAUAAGUGAGAUCGUCAAACAAAGGAAGGUCAUGGCCAAGACGGCGAAUGACAAAAGAGGGAGGACAGAAAAAUCAGAUCAGAACAGAAAACUUGACCGAAGGCGUGACAAGAAACGGCACAGGAAGUCCUAUCCUUUGCGCGGUAGGGCUGGGAGUUCAGAUGGGGAGGGACUCAGCUGUCAUGUCCUCCUUACCCGAUUGGAGGAAAGCAUCCGUGCACAGGAGAGUUCUAAAGAAAGGGUGCGAAAGGAUGCACGCCGACAUUUAUCUCUCAAACCCAAACCCAAAAAAGGGAAAAGCAGUAAACGGAAAGAGGCUGAGUCAUUACCAAAAACCAAAUUAAAGUCAAACAGCCCAGGUCAUGGUGAGUGUAUUCAUGUCCCACAACCUCGCAAGCGCAGACUGGCCUCUCUCAAUGCUGAGGCAGUGAACAGUCUACUGCUUGAAAGAGCUACUGACCCUCAGGCGGCAGCUAAACAGGCCAGGAGACAGGAAGAGCCCACGAAUGGAGGGAUAUCCCUGGAUACAAAUCCAACCAGGAGUGGUGUCCCUGUAGGUCUGAAGGCCACGCAAGGAAACAUCAGUAAAGCCUCCAAAUCUCACAAAGUGUGCCAAAACUCAAAGCGGGUCAAGAAGGCCAAAGCCAACCGAGCAGAGAGCGGGGGGAUGAGUCAGGAGAGUCUGGAUGCCCCCGCCCCCAGAAGAUUGGCUGGACUCAACGCUGCAGCCCUGCUGAAGUUAACUAGCGUGUCUGCUACCAGUAAACAGAGAGUAAAGGCUGCACCCGCGGCUACUGUCACAUCAGACUGCAAGGCUCCUGCUGCCGUCUCCACCCCGAAACAGCACUCCAGGGUCAAACUCAAACACAAGGGGCAGUCACAAAAGCUGAAGGGGAAAAAGGUCCCUCCUCUGCACAGUGGCUGCACGGCCUGCAAGAAGAAGGCAGACUUUGAACCCAAAGUGGAGUGGGAGACGGGCAGCUGCACCCAUCGACUGACCAAGCCCGGCUACCAGUCCCGCAGCAUGCUAGGGUACCCCUUAAAGCAAGUGAAGGAAGAGCAGCUGGAGACCGAACUGAGCCCAUACUACUGCUGUCCCCCAGAGGGCUCAGUGGAAUACUGCCACAGCCUGGCCUUCUUUCUGGGCCAGCAGCCCUACGGAGAAUCGGACGAUCAGCCACUUAACUCAGCCAUGACCCCCGUGAAGCGCGAGUGCCUCGUAACCUCACCGUCCCUGACCCAUUCCCACCCGCACACAGCUCUGACCCUCAGCCCGCACCCUUGCCUCUGCACGGCCGACCACUGCUUCUCCAGCUACUACGUUCACAUCGCCCACCCGCCACACACUGGAACCACGUCAGCAAGCCUGGCCUCGCAACCUCUGAACUUUGCCCCCUCCAGUUUGUGCCCUAAUCGGACGGCCGGCUCCAAGCUGCUGGGUCCACGGGUGUCCCACAGCUCGGGGAUGGCCCACCCCGCCUACUGCAACUCGGUGGCUUCGCCCUGUUACAGUGACGCCUGUGGGAUCAGCGGCUACACCUACAGAGCCAUGCCUCCUGUCACCAGCAGGGGUUGUUCGUUCAGCACAGGAUGCACUGGAUGCACACACAGCAUCAAAACAGAGGGUUACUCCUCCUCUCAGGGUGACCACAGCCCCUCCCUUCUGGUUCCCCCAUCCCUGCCCAUCUCCAGCUGCCCUCUCUCCAGCGUGCCCACUUCCACCCAGACUAAACCCCAUCUGCUGACCCCCCUGUCGGUGCGAGACCAACCCCAGGCCCGGCUAAAGCUGGCCACGGAAUGCCCACAGAGUACCGAACCCUCCAACGGCUCGCUGUCAAUGGGCCGCACACGGCUGCCCCAGAAACAGCCGUCGCCCUUGCCAAGCCUCAGCAGCACCAAACAAAAGCGAGUCAGCCGCAGACGUGCCACCAACGGCUGGCGGCCUGUUGGAAUGCCCACGGAGAGGGAGGUCUUUAUUGCGGGAGAGGAUGAAACAGCCCUGCGGCAGUGUUAUGAAGGAGUGGAGAGGGACGGUGAAGUGAUACAUGUCAGAGACACUGUUCUGCUACGAUCGGGCCCCAGGAAGAAAUCCCUCCCAUAUGUUGCCAAGAUAUCAUCGCUGUGGGAGGACCCCAAAACAGGAGAGCUGAUGAUGAGUCUUUUCUGGUACUACCGACCUGAGCACACACAGGGAGGCCGAGAUCCCAGCACACACUGUGAGAAUGAGAUUUUCGCCUCUCGGCAUCAGGAUGAAAAUAGUGUGGCCUGCAUAGAAGACAGAUGCUACGUUCUCCCACUAGCCCAGUACUGUAGAUUUUGUGCCUUGGUGAAGCGGCGUGCCGAAGGCGCCCCACCUGGCAGCGCCAGCAUGGUGCCCUGCUGCCCCGACUUCGCCCCCCCUUCCCACCGCUGUGUGCCCACAGACGUCGACCCCGAGCUGGUGUAUCUCUGCCGGCACGUCUACGACUUCCGCUUUGGACGCAUCCUGAAGAACCUGCAGUAGAGGGCAGAAGAGGCGUCGCACCCAUGAAUUAAUCAUAACAUAGCUCCCCCCCUUCUGGGAUGGGCAGGGAGGGGGGUUGCUGAAGGACUGAACACCCCUGUCUUUUCUGCUGGGGACGGUCAUGAUCAGAGGGAAGGGGGACAAUGGGGUGGGUCUGGUUUUUGGAGAGGGACAGAUGAAGCAAAAAGUGUUGGACACAUUAUGAAGCACACAUCCCUUUAGCUGACUACAGAGGGGUUCCAAUGUGAUGGAUGCAUUCAUCUCAGUCAGAGCACCAAUAUCUCCUGGUUUGGAAGAGCGAGGAUGGGAGAAUUCAUUCAUCAGCUUGGAUUUUUCCACUUCCACAACUCUCUGAGGUUACGUGUGUGUGUGUAUGUGUGUGUGUGUGUGUGUAUACCCCACCCCCUCGCCUGCCAGGAAUGCUGAACACCAGGCUAAACUGGGCUACUGUCAGGACCGCGUUUCUCCCAAAGCAUCUUAGCACAACAAUCAUGUUUGUUCCAUUUGUAAGCCAAUGACUCGGAAUGGACCGGCGCUAAGGUGCUUCCGGGGGAACACAAGCCUGCACCGUCAGCUCAAUGUUAGCGGUGUUCAACCAGCCGGGGUGAAGGUGCAGCUAAUUGAGAGUGUUGUCUUAUUUCUCCUGAUUUGAGUUUGUCUCAGUUGUGUGUGUGUGUGUGUGUGUGAGUUGUGUGUGGAAGAGAGAGCCAGUGUUGUCAGUGUGGUUAAAUGGAUCAAUGUCGGUAUGUGUGAUGGUUUUCUUUAGGAGGCUUUCAGGCAAUCAAACCAAACAAGCAGCUUUAAAGGAAGCGGAGUUCUCUUCGCCCGUUCCUUUCUUUCUGUGUGCCACAGCGCACUGACACUUACAGAAACCUUUUCAUCUCGAGUGAUGCUUUGCGCAAACUGAAAUACUGUACCUAAACGGGGUUUGUGAGAAAGAUUUUUCCUCGCCAAACUCGAUUCCAGAGCAGGGCUUUGCAAAAAUGGCUCUAAUAGUGAAAACACACACCUUUUCAAACUUUCAUCUCAGCCUCAGUCCUGGCUUGAAGAAGCCUUGUUCUAGAGAGGCUCUUCUAACGGUCCAGUAGAGAGAGCCCUUACUGAGGAGUUGAGACACUCCUGAGCCCUGUGAAGGUUAACAAAACGAGGGACAUCGGUCAUUGUUUUCUGUUUGUUUUUCCGCAUUAUUUUUCACCUUAGCUGUUCCCUGUGACUUGCCUUAUGACUUGCAGGUAGAGCUUUAGGCAGCUAGUCUCACCACAUACUGUACAGCUAGGAAGUGGUAGAACUGUACUGUAAAAAAGAUUGACAGACAGCUACGACACGGUCUCUGGACAAAAUGCACCGGUUCAGGGCUGCAACUAAUGAUUAUUUUCAUUAUUGUUUAAUCGUUUUGUCAAUGAUUUUCAUUAUCAUUUAAUCGUUUUGUCAAUGAAGUGUCACAAAAUAGUGAAAUUGCCCUGUAUAAUUUCCCACAGCCCAAAGUGACUCCAAGAUAUUCAGUUAACCAACUUGUAUGACAAAGAAAAGCAUCAAAUUCCUCACAUUUAACAAGCCAGGACCAACCAAAUUUUUGCUCAAGAAUGACUUAAAUGAUUAUCCAAUUACCAAAAGUAGUUGCAGAUUAAUUUCCAGUCGAUCGGCUGAUCGAUUAAUCGACUCAUUGUCGCAGCUCUAAACCGGUCAGAAACACAGUGCACUUCUCAUGUCUAUCUGCUGUGCUCCAGCUGCUCGAUGUUUCUAUUCUACCCGUUCGAAUUCUACAUCCACACCAAUUAUUUCCCUCCUCCCCCCUGAAGAUAAACCAAAGGAUGUCACACAAGCCAGAGUCCCCCGUCUCCUCCCUCGCACUUCUCCUCCUUGUUAGCACAUCUGCCCUCGUCCCCCUUUAUUAUAUUGCACUAAUCCAUUCCUUCAUUACAACAACAAAUGUGUUCAACUUUUUUUUUUUUUAAGCUACAAAUGUCUUACCUGGGGGACGUGUGUGUGUUUGUGUGUGCGUGUGUGUGUGUGUGUUUAUGUGUGUGUGUGUGUGUGUGUGUGUGUGUGUGUGUGUCUAUUCUUUCACCAGUAGAGGAGUUGGCCAGCGUGUUUGUCAUGUUACCUGAUGCACAAUCUGUUGAA